Dicentrarchus labrax (European seabass) is the source of this 841-nucleotide messenger RNA. RefSeq names its product chromosome unknown C1orf74 homolog (gene cunh1orf74). The record is from RefSeq and is a predicted model, not a curated record. NCBI's taxonomy places the organism in Eukaryota, Metazoa, Chordata, Actinopteri, Moronidae. The transcript has a single exon. Bases 5 to 796 code for a protein of 263 amino acids.
AGCCAUGUCCACUCAGGAGCUCUUUGUUGCUGCAGCUCGUAAAUGUCUGUCGGCUGGUAGAAAAUCUCUGUCUGUCCCUCAGAGUCUGGACCUGGCUGCUCAGGUCUCGGCUGUUGAUCUGGGACUGAAACCGGCUUUAUUGUACGACAGCAACGGCGCCAGCGCAGAUCAGGUGCAGCGGUAUUUGAGCUCUUUGCAGUCCUCCCAGCUUGUGUCUGAAUCACUUCUCACGCUGGAUUUAAAUGGAAACGCUCUCAUAGUCAAUCCAGUUACGGUCAGAUCAAACGUAGAGCAGCUGUGUCGCGGUAGCAACGUGGCUGUAAUUAAUGUCUGCCACUUGCUGGACAAACCCACCAUCACUGACCCGCUCGGAGGAGAACUGAAGAGCAUGAUACACGAUUUACUGCAUCUCCUGAGAGGGUUGGACCAACUGAAGGAGGCUGAGAAACCUCAUUAUGUUGGAGAGAAAUCUGAGGAAUGGAACCUGUGCACAGUGUUUGGUCUUUUAUUGGGUUACCCCGUCACUUACUGGUUCGAUCAGACCAAGAGCUUCGAAAACUGCCUGUCUAUGACUCCCCUGAUGGUCACCACAGCUUCUGCAACAUGGCAGGCGGAGACCACAGGUCACAGAUGUUGUCUGUACUCCUUCAGUGUUCCAGCUGUUCUGCUUCAAGAGAUGCAGUCCAACCUGGAAAACUGGAGGUUUUGUUUACAACAGAAAUUUCAGCAGCAAAAUGUCCUAAAAGAUCUUAAAGUUUGUCAGUCCGCGGUCACUCUGCCCUCCGUCUGUUUGUAGAAUAUGUGUGUUUACUUUGUAACUACAUUAAAAUGUGUCAAAACA